AUGUUUGCCUCAGUGAUAGCUGGGUUUUUGGCUGAUACCCUUGGAAGGAAAAAUUCUUUGGUGGUAGUUAAUAUUACAGCAAUGACCUCUUCAGUCUUGAUGAGUGUUGAAAGUUUUGUCCUGGGCAUCGAAUUCACCUUUUUAGCUCACUUGAUCACUGGAUUAUCUUUAGGUUUCAUUUUAAGUAUUGUUCCCUUAUACAUGGGUGAAAUAGCCCCCAGGAAUCACCGAGGAGCCCUCAUUUUCUUACACCAGUUCUUUUUAAAUAUCGGCAUCCUGAUGGCUCAGAUACUUUCAGUAAAGGAACUCCUAGAACACUCAGAAGGUUGGUCUAUACUGAUGGGUAUGGUAGGGCUUCUAACCUUGGUUCAACUGUUUCUACUGCCCUUCAUACCUGAAAGUCCGAGGUACUUAAUGAUUUAUAAGAGAAAUGAACCGCAAGCACGAAAAGUCCUGAAGAUGCUGAGAGAGACAGAUGAUGUGGAUAAUGAAAUUGAAGAAAUGUCUCAGGAGGACCUUGCUGAGGGUAAUAACAAAGACAUGACUCCACUGAAACUAAUACGGACCCCAAGUAUGCGAUGGCACAUCAUCACGAUAGUUGUCAUCAUGGCUGGUUCACAGCUCAACGGUAUAAGUGUGGCAUACUUUUAUACAGAGCGGAUUUUCUUGAUCAUGCCUAUGAAGAGGAGCGAUGUGAAGUACUUAACUACUGCAACAAUUGUUAUUCUGUGCUCCUCUGUUCUACUAGUGAUGUACUUGGUUGAUAAUGUGGGACGGCGGAUCCUUCUUCUUACGAGUUUUACAUGUUGCAGCAUCAGCUCCAUUUUGUUAAUAGUGUCCCUUGAACUGCAGAAAACUGUGAGCAACUUGUCAUAUUUCAGUUCCACGAUGAUAAUCCUAUUCGUUUGUGCACACGAUUUUGGACCUGCGGCCCUUCCACACUUGCUUACAUUGGAGCUGUUCUCUCAGUCGUCAAGAGCUUCGGCCUUUGUGAUUUCAGGUUCCGUGUUCUGGAGCGCAAAUUUUAUCACAGGAUUAACAUUCUUCUACCUAGAGAAGGACUUGGGGUACUACUGCUUUGUGGUCUUCUGGCCCUUCUGUAUAGGAACCAUUGUAUACAUCUACAAAAUGGUUCCAGAAACCAAGACACAGACUUUUUCUGAGAUCAAAAAAGUCAUGUUAAUGAAGACCACCAAGAGGUUCCGUUCUAGAGAGUCCAGGAGAAAACUGAAACUCAAAAGACAUGUCUGA
Molecule: messenger RNA, 1251 nt
Organism: Crotalus tigris (Tiger rattlesnake)
Lineage: Eukaryota; Metazoa; Chordata; Lepidosauria; Squamata; Viperidae
Product: solute carrier family 2, facilitated glucose transporter member 5-like
Exons: 10
Coding region: 1-1251 (416 amino acids)
Biological process (GO): monosaccharide transmembrane transport
Cellular component (GO): membrane
Molecular function (GO): hexose transmembrane transporter activity
Source: RefSeq, a predicted model, not a curated record